UGCGCGGGUAGGCGGCAGGCAUGGCGGCGGCGGGAAGCGGGCCCAGCCCCGGAGCGGGUUCCGGCCCGGGCCCCGCGGCGCCUGCGAAUGCCCCGGCGGCAGAGGACGGGGAGACGAAGCCGGGGGCGGUGGGGGCGCCGGGGGCGGCCGCCCCGGCUGCAGAGGGGCCGUCCGCCGCUCCUGCCGUGGAGCCGAGCGCCGGGGAGGCUGAGAGCGGGGAGGCCAACUUGGACGUGAGCGGGGGGUUAGAGUCAGAAUCCGCGAAUGGCAAAGACACACUAGAGGCUGCCGGGGAUCCCUCCGAGGUGAUGGAUACCCAGGCGGGCUCCGUGGACGAGGAGAACUGCCGGCAGCUGGGAGAGGUGGAGCUCCAGUGUGGGAUCUGCAGCAAGUGGUUCACGGCUGACACCUUCGGCAUCGACACUUCAUCCUGUCUGCCCUUCAUGACCAACUACAGUUUUCAUUGCAAUGUUUGCCAUCACAGUGGGAAUACCUAUUUCCUCCGGAAACAAGCAAACUUGAAGGAAAUGUGCCUUAGCGCUUUGGCCAACCUCACCUGGCAGUCCCGAACACAGGAUGAGCACCCGAAAACUAUGUUCUCCAAGGAUAAGGAUAUUAUUCCAUUUAUUGAUAAAUACUGGGAGUGCAUGACAACCAGACAGAGACCUGGGAAAAUGACUUGGCCUAAUAACAUUGUUAAGACCAUGAGUAAAGAGAGAGAUGUGUUUCUGGUAAAAGAACACCCUGACCCGGGGAGUAAGGACCCUGAAGAAGAUUACCCCAAAUUUGGACUUUUGGAUCAGGAUCUUAGUAACAUUGGCCCAGCCUAUGACAACCAGAAGCAAAGCAGCGCCGUGUCCACCAGUGGGAACCUGAACGGGGGCAUCGCAGCAGGCAGCAGCGGAAAAGGACGAGGGGCUAAGCGCAAACAGCAGGACGGAGGCACCACCGGGACCACCAAGAAGGCCCGCAGUGACCCUUUGUUUUCUGCUCAGCGCCUUCCCCCCCACGGCUACCCUUUGGAGCACCCAUUUAAUAAGGAUGGUUAUCGGUACAUUUUAGCUGAGCCUGACCCCCACGCCCCUGACCCUGAAAAGCUCGAACUUGACUGCUGGGCAGGAAAGCCUAUUCCUGGAGACCUCUACAGAGCCUGCUUGUAUGAGCGAGUUUUGUUAGCCCUCCAUGAUCGAGCUCCCCAGUUGAAGAUCUCCGAUGACCGGCUGACUGUGGUCGGAGAGAAGGGCUACUCCAUGGUGCGUGCCUCUCACGGGGUGCGGAAGGGCGCCUGGUACUUCGAAAUCACCGUGGAUGAGAUGCCACCCGACACUGCUUCCAGGCUUGGUUGGUCUCAGCCACUAGGCAACCUUCAGGCUCCCUUAGGUUAUGAUAAAUUCAGCUAUUCUUGGCGAAGCAAAAAGGGAACCAAGUUCCAUCAGUCCAUCGGCAAGCACUACUCCUCGGGCUACGGCCAGGGGGAUGUGCUAGGGUUUUAUAUCAACCUUCCCGAAGACACAGACACAGCCAAGUCAUUGCCCGACACAUACAAAGAUAAGGCUUUGAUAAAGUUCAAGAGUUACUUGUAUUUUGAGGAAAAAGACUUCGUGGAUAAAGCCGAGAAGAGCCUGAAGCAGACCCCCCACAGUGAGAUUAUAUUUUAUAAAAAUGGUGCCAAUCAAGGUGUGGCUUACAAAGACAUUUUUGAGGGGGUUUACUUUCCAGCCAUCUCGCUGUACAAGAGCUGCACGGUUUCCAUUAACUUUGGGCCGUGCUUCAAGUAUCCUCCGAAAGAUCUGGCGUACCGCCCCAUGAGCGACAUGGGCUGGGGCGCUGUGGUGGAGCACACCUUGGCUGACGUCCUGUAUCACGUGGAGACCGAAGUGGAUGGGAGGCGGAGCCCCCCGUGGGAACCCUGAGCAGUCCUCCUUGCCGCCAGACUCUGCAGAGCUGGCUGGGUGGGCCUGCGGGGAUGGCCUUAACCUCCUCCCCCUCCGGUGACCACUCCUCCUGUGUGUGCCAGAAGCCAGCAGCCGCGAGCCCCAAGAUCUGGUAAGCUCCCUGUGGACCUGGUGCUGGGCCGCCCCAUGCCUGCCGGGCCCUCUCACCUCACCUGUUUGCUGAGAUGUGAACGGCCUGCCCAGGCAGCUCGCUGACUUGAAGCCGUGUCUUGUGUGGACAUUGCCUCCAUCCAACCUGGUUUUGGGCUUGGGCCGAGGACCUGUUUCUGAAGACAGCUGAAAGCAGUGGCCAUGACCUCCAUGCCCAUCUAGAAGCUGUUCCCUCACGGUGUACAUUGGGUUUCGGGGUUAAUUGGAAUCCAAGCCUCUGGAACUACCAGGUGUCUAGUACUGUAACUGGGAACGGCCCUCGUCGGCAGCUUGAACACAGUACCCUUCCCUAAUAAACUCGUUCUCAUGUCUGUACAGUGCUUGGGUCCCCUGCGGGUCCCCUUGCUCUGUGGCCGCAGGGUCAGAAGUGUGAGCAGCGUGAGCUGGGAGCCACAGGCCUCGGCCUGUGUUUCAGUCCCUCUCCCACCUGUGUCUCUGCCCCGCCUCUGCUCUCCUUUGGCCAAGUCAGCUUACCCCUUCUGCCCUGUGAAAGUUGCCAUCUGAAGAAGCUGAGCAAGAAUUUCCAAGGGCUAGCAGCCUCUCCUCUGCUUUUCAAACAAAGGCAUUGAGAUGUGCAGGAUCUUGACCUGCCUUGUGCCUCUUCCUCUCUCACAGCUGAUGGGCAGCGUUCAGACUUCUAACAUGCAGGAGAGUAAGGAUGGCCCUCCUUGGGGCUUUGUGCAGUUUCCCCAGCCCUUCUUAGACACUCUGGCCCGGGGUGUUCUACCCCCAGGAGCUCCCUGGUGGGCUCCUCUCAUUGGUCUGACUGUAUCCUUUAGCAGUGACUGGCACACUGGCCUCUGCCCAUUCUGGGUCUCCUAGCAGGAAGCCCACACAGUGGGUCUCGGCCCGCCCUCCGCUGCCCCUUGCAUCUUGGAGUUGGUGUGUGAGCCAGCCCUGAAGGGCACACCUUGGUGGGAGGUUGUUAGCUCAUCACCGUUGGAAGGAUUGCAGGAACAUGAGGGUGCUGGUGUUCAGUGAAGCCAGGGGGAACCAUCUGUCCUGUGAGCAUACCUGUUCCACCCAAGUUGUAGAAUUGGGUUUGUGUGCAAUUAGCUUUCAUUAACUGGAGAUCACAGAAUGAUGUUUUUGUUAAAAAAAAAAAAAAAAAUUAGUGGAGUGUGUUUGCUAGUCAGGUUUAUCUGAGGGACUCGGCAAAGGCCUAUCCGCCUCAUCUGCUCUCCCUCAUGAAAUAGCUUCUGUAAUCCAGUCAGCGCUGACAGAUUGUCUCAUUCUCUUGAAAAAGUACUCAAGUGGGGAAAUCGCCACAAACGCCAAAGACCCCGGCACACAGACAAAUGAGAAGGCACCACACAGCCUGGUGUUGUCGGAAGCCCUUUUAUUCACGCAGCCUGUUCUGGGGAAUCCAAAACCGGUGUGAGCGGCCGGCCUCUCCCCUCUGCCAGUGGCCGCAAGCUCUGAACAACUCUCCCUCUCCCUUGGAAGCUUCUGGAUCAACCGUUACAUUAGCCAUUACCAAAAAGAAACAAACAGAAUAAGUUAUGAUAAAUAGUUGUGUGACUUGUACAAUUUUAGGACCUUAAUAAAUACCAGUGUUUCCAGCA
Ochotona princeps (American pika) is the source of this 3670-nucleotide messenger RNA. It is a transcript of the gene ASH2L, whose product is annotated as ASH2 like, histone lysine methyltransferase complex subunit. Gene Ontology annotation, molecular function: transcription cis-regulatory region binding; protein binding. The coding region runs from base 21 to 1913 and encodes 630 amino acids. The record is from RefSeq and is a predicted model, not a curated record. The transcript has 16 exons. Gene Ontology annotation, cellular component: Set1C/COMPASS complex. NCBI's taxonomy places the organism in Eukaryota, Metazoa, Chordata, Mammalia, Lagomorpha, Ochotonidae.